This is a messenger RNA of Arthroderma uncinatum, 2922 nucleotides long. RefSeq names its product formate-tetrahydrofolate ligase. Gene Ontology annotation, cellular component: cytosol. Gene Ontology annotation, biological process: tetrahydrofolate interconversion. The transcript is spliced from 4 exons. Lineage: Eukaryota; Fungi; Ascomycota; Eurotiomycetes; Onygenales; Arthrodermataceae. Gene Ontology annotation, molecular function: methylenetetrahydrofolate dehydrogenase (NADP+) activity; ATP binding; methenyltetrahydrofolate cyclohydrolase activity. The record is from RefSeq and is a predicted model, not a curated record. Bases 1 to 2922 code for a protein of 973 amino acids.
AUGCUCUCUCCGUCUCUGCGUGGACGGCCUCAUGUCCUGCGUCUCGUCUCCCUGUCCGCGCUGUCUGGAGUAUCUGCAGUGUCUGGAGUAUCUGCAGCCCCCUUCCUCCGAGCCCCGCCCUCCUUCUGCCCCCGCGCGGCAUCUUCUCUUCUCCCCUCUGCAUCGCCAUACGCAGACACAUCCCGCCGACAGUUGACUACCGCAGCCAUGGGAGCCACCAAGAUAGACGGCACCGCCAUCGCAAAGGCCAUCAGAGAACGCCUCAAUGGCGAGAUCAAGGAGACCCAGCAGACGAACCCGCGCUUCAAGCCGUCUCUCGUCAUCUACCAGGUGGGCGAACGAUCGGAUUCCAGCACAUAUGUUCGCAUGAAGCUCAAGGCUGCUGAAGAGGCCGCUAUUAUCUGCAAACAUGUCCAAUUGCCCACCGACAUCUCCCAGUCCGACCUCCUCGCCCGCAUCACGGCUGACAACAAUGACGCUUCCGUCCACGGCAUCCUCGUCCAGCUGCCUCUCCCCGAGCACCUGUCCGAACACACCAUCACCUCGGCUGUCUCGCCUGAGAAAGAUGUCGACGGCUUCGGUACUUUGAGCAUUGGCGAGCUGGCCAAGCGUGGAGGGAAGCCGACUUUCAUCCCUUGCACCCCGCAAGGUGUCAUGGAGCUGCUGUAUGCCAGUGGCGUGGAGAUGACGGGUAAGACUGCCGUUGUGCUGGGACGAAGUGAUAUUGUGGGCAGUCCGGUGAGUUAUCUGCUAAAGAAUGCCGAUGCGACUGUCACGAUAUGCCAUUCCAAGACGAAGAACGUCGAAGAGGUGGUCAAGACGGCAGACAUCCUCGUUGCUGCCAUUGGGAAGCCAGAGUUCGUCAAGGCUGAAUGGCUUAAGCCUGGCGUGGUUGUUAUUGAUGUGGGCACGAAUUAUAUACCCGAUGCCAGCAAGAAGUCUGGUCAGCGGUUGGUAGGCGAUGUUGACUACGCAGGCGCCGUCGAGGUUGCGUCGCAGAUCACACCCGUGCCCGGCGGCGUGGGACCCAUGACGGUAGCUAUGCUGUUACAGAACGUUGUCAAGUCUGCUCGUUACUACUUUGACAAGGAACGGAGUCGAACCGUCUCCCCGCUGUCCAUCCACAUACUGUCGCCCGUCCCGUCUGAUAUUGCCAUCUCGCGCGCCCAGACACCCAAGCCCAUCACGCAAAUUGCCUCUGAAGUAGGCAUUGCACCACACGAAGUCGAGCCGUACGGCCACACCAAAGCCAAGGUCAGCCUGGACGUGCUCUCUCGUCUCGGCCAUCGACGAAAUGGUCGCUACAUCCUCGUUUGUGGCAUCACUCCCACCCCACUGGGCGAGGGUAAGUCGACCACCACCAUGGGCCUUACUCAGGCUCUGGGAGCACACUUGAACCGCGUCGUGUUUGCCAACGUACGACAGCCCAGUCAGGGUCCGACUUUCGGUAUCAAGGGCGGUGCUGCAGGCGGUGGAUACAGUCAGGUUAUUCCCAUGGAUGAAUUCAACCUGCACUUGACAGGCGACAUCCACGCCAUCACAGCAGCAAAUAACUUGCUCGCCGCAGCUCUUGAGACGCGCAUGUUCCACGAGUCCACCUCACCAGACGCAGGACUCUAUAAGCGCCUGGUGCCAACGAAGAAGGGCAAGCGUGAAUUCCAGCCGAUCAUGUUCCGCCGUCUGAAGAAGUUGGGAAUCACCAAGACAGACCCCAACGAGCUUACCCCUGAAGAGAUAAAGAGAUUCGCCAGACUUGACAUUGACCCUGAAACGAUCACCUGGCGCCGUGUUCUGGACGUCAACGACAGACAUCUACGAACUAUUACUGUUGGCCAGGCCGCCACUGAAAAGGGCCACACCAGACAGACCGGCUUCGACAUCUCCGUGGCCUCGGAGUGUAUGGCCAUUCUCGCGCUCAGCAACGAUCUGACCGACAUGCGCGAACGACUGGGCCGUAUGGUCGUCGCCUCUUCCCGUUCUGGCGAUCCAGUGACAUGCGACGACAUCGGUGCUGGUGGUGCCCUGACCGCUCUCAUGAAGGAUGCCAUAAAGCCCAACCUGAUGCAGUCCCUCGAAGGAACGCCCGUGUUCGUCCACGCCGGUCCAUUCGCCAACAUCAGUAUCGGCGCCAACUCUGUGGUUGCCGAUAAACUCGCGCUCAAACUCGCGGGCACAGAACCAGACGAGGACCACGACUCCACCACCGGUUUCGUAGUGACCGAGGCCGGCUUCGACUUCACCAUGGGCGGCGAGAGAUUCUUCAACAUCAAAUGCCGCUCCUCGGGACUCGUGCCUGACACCGUUGUUAUCGUUGCUACCGUACGAGCACUCAAAGUCCACGGCGGCGGGCCCGACAUCACGCCCGGCGCCGCUCUGCCCGAGGCGUAUAGACAGGAAGAUACAGAACUGCUACGAAAGGGCUGCGUCAAUCUACGCAAACACAUCAGCAACGCCAAACGAUACGGCGUCCCCGUCGUGGUGGCCAUCAACGUCUUCGAGUCCGACACCGCCGCCGAGCACGCCGUCAUCCGCGAGGAGGCCAUCGCAGCUGGUGCCGAAGACGCCGUUCCAGCCAACCACUGGUCCCUGGGCGGCAAGGGAGCCGUGGACCUGGCCGAGGUCGUCAUCAAGGCAUCCUCGCUCCCCAAGAAGUUCUCCUUCCUCUACGACCUGUCCGGCAGCGUGCAGGACCGCAUCUCGACCAUCGGACGCGAGAUGUACGGUGCCAGUGCUGUGGAGUUCAGCGAGCUUGCGGCCCGGAAGGUCGAGAUGUAUGAGAAGCAAGGAUACGGAGGGCUGCCUAUCUGCAUAGCCAAGACACAGUAUUCGCUCAGUCACGACCCGAGCCUCAAGGGGGCUCCAGAGGGCUUCGUGGUGCCGAUCAGAGAUGUCAGACUCGCUGUUGGCGCUGGAUACCUGUAA